ACGCCGACUGAAACAACGAUAAAAAAUGUAAGACUGAUGAAUGGGAUUUAGUGUACGAUGUAGUAAAUUUAGUGUACGAUGCACAGGGGGCAACCUGCCUCUCCGCUAAACCCUGCCUUCACAUAAUCCCCCAAAAGGUCAAUACUGGAGCAGCUCUCCAAAAAAUCGCAGUUGCCACGAAGAAAACAAACAAACCCCACCAAGAGAUCUGUGUAGUCUGGCCGAACCUUUUACUCCGGCGUGGCCGCGGAUCCACGACCACAGUCCUGCCCGCGGACUCAUCUCCCUCUGGAAGAAGAUACAGUUACAGGUGGUUCCUGCCUGUCACAACCUGAUACUUUCCGUGUUCGAGCCGGACCGCCAGUCCUUUUCAGAACGGCGCAGGGAGGCCGGUGAGAGGAAGCUUCUUUUUUUUUUUUGCGGGAUGGUGUUCUCUGUGAUCUCUCCACCUUGUUCGGUUUCCACGCAGGAAGAUCCCGCGUCCUCAGAGACUCUGUGCUGAAGCUCCCGCCAAGGCGGCCUCAGGAUGGCGACGGAAAGUGGACACAUCGGCCGGUCAAGCGCAGGAGACAAUCUCAGUAUCACCGACGUGUCUGUGGAAGUGGCGACCGUGGACGCCCGGCUGUCACGCAGGAGACACCGCCGGGGACACGGCAAAGGCAAGCGGAAGUCCAAAUCGAAGAGGAAGAGGGCGCGGAAGAAGAGGGCUCUGUGGAACCUGCAGGCUUUGGCUGUGCUGCUCAGCCUGGUGGUGUUUGUCGUCGUGGCCGUCACCUGGACGCUGCUGUGGCUGUUCAUCUUUCGCAGAGAGAGCAACAGUGGGGUGUAUUUUGCCGGGAUGUUCCGAGUGGCCGACAUUGAAUUUAUCCCAGAGUACAGACACACGGAUUCGACCGAGUUCAUUUCCAUGGCUAACACGAUUGAACAUGUGGUGAAUAGUGUGUACAAAACAUCAACAGUGUCCAAACUGUACCGACAGUCUCUCAUAUCAGACCUCAGCCACAACAAUAAGGGCGGUGUCCUGGUGCACUUCUGGAUGGUGUUCGUGGUGCCCGGCGUGAAGAGCAGCGCGGUGUGUGAGGAGUGCGUGGGCGCCAUCCUCAGGGACUCCGUGCACACCAGUCUGGUCAACCGCACGUCCGUGGGCUUCCUGUCCGGCCUGCCUGUGGACAUCGACUCCAUCGUGGUCAACACUGCCUUGAGGUCAGAUUACACUGCCAUCGAGACAGACUCGAAGUGUAUAGAUGACUUGUACGCAAGCCAGCCUGGUGUGAAGAUCUCCCUAAGUGUCUCCUCUUUCUGGGGAAGGUCCAGCUGUCACAUGAAGCUCACGGCAGUGCUGGGCUCCCUCAUUCGGCUGACCGUCCACUCCUUUCAGAUCGAGGCCAGCGACUGCGUCACGGACUCGCUCACUGUAUACGACUCCCUCGUGCCCAUCAGGAGCAAAGCCUUGUAUAAGUUUUGUCAGCCUCCGAAUGCGGCCAUCUCCCUGGUUUCCACUGGGAAUGUGAUGCUCCUGGCUUUCAGGCUGGGGCAAGGAAGCAAGAGUUUCCGCGGACACUAUGAGGCCAUUUCUGAGGAAAGGUGCAGCAGCGCAGACGACGUACAGGACUUGGCUGGCUCUCGGGGCAAAAUCACAAGCCCUUACUAUCCCAGCCUCUUUCCUCCAGAGUGUAGCUGCACCUGGGCGUUUCAGGCUCCGAUCCAGGGGCUCGGCAUCGCGCUGAGGUUUGAGAACUACCUGUUGAAGGAGAAGGAUUUAAAAGGCUGUGAGCACGGCUGGUGGAAAAUUAAUGAAAUAAUAUACUGCGGGAGCUAUAUCGAUCACCCGACUGUGUUCCGCGCCGCCAACCAGAGGACGGAAAUCGAGUUCCGCUGCAGCUCAAAGUUUUCAGACCCUCCUUUCACAGCUGAAUACGGCAGCUAUAACAUCAGCCAGCCCUGCCCUAGAGGGUACUUCCUGUGCUCCAGCGGCCUGUGUGUGGAGAGCUGGCGCCGCUGUGAUGGCCUGGACGACUGCUUCGACGAGAGCGACGAGCUCUUCUGCCCUAAUCCGCCCAAAGACUGCGAUGGCGCCGCCCAGCGCCACCCUUCCUUCGCCUGCAAUGGCGUGAGGGACUGCGAGGAUGGAGCGGACGAGGCGAACUGCACUCAGGAAGUCCCGUGCAGUGACGUCACCUACAAGUGCGGCAGCGGCGCGUGCAUCCGCAAGAGGAACGCGAACUGUGACGGAAGCCCGGACUGCGCGGACGGAAGUGACGAAAGAUUUUGCGCUCACCUUGGGAUGCGCACUCAGGGCAGUGCCAAAUUUGUGGCCGAGAUCCGGAGAAUCGUGGUGCACGAGUACUACAACGCUCGCAAUUUUGACUACGACAUCGCCCUCCUGCAGCUGAAGAGCACCUGGCCCGUGUCUCUGGCGUCUCACAUCCAGCCCAUCUGCCUGCCCUCCUCCUCCCAGGCUGUGCUUGCUGGGCAGGCCUGCUGGGUGACUGGAUGGGGCAGCAAAUCGGAAGGAGUUUGUUACUGCCUGUCACCAGCCAUGGUCAUCUUCUACCUGGGGGGGAGUGUAGAAAUCGCUAACCUGACCUACACAAGCCAGCUAGAAGACCCGCAGUCGCCGCAGUUUCUUUUACAAGCCGAGGACGUUAGGAAUUAUGUUAAUAGAUGGGAAUGGGCACUUGAAGGAGACGAAGGGCUCAGGGUGUUUUACUGGAGUAAAUUCUGCGCUCCUGCUGCAGUUGCUCCCCAGAUCAAGAAUACGAGACCCUCCAGCCUGCAGAGAGGCGGUGUCGUGAAAUCCAAAGUGUAUUUUGGCAGGAAUGAGGAAGUGUACUCUUUCCAAAAGAAUCUGGACACACUGCAGUUGUUCGCUUUAGACUCUGAAGAAUAUGAGCUGGAUGAAAAAUCUGGUAAAAUUAAAAACCCAGGAUCUGCACAAAAUAGCAAGUGGCAAUUGGGAUUCCAAGCAAUGUCAUUUGACCUUUAUGCCAAAUAUGGCAACAACCGAACCCUGACCCUGACCAGUCCCAAGAAGCCCUAUUACCAGUGGAGACUCCGGGUCCCCUCCGGCCAUGUGGUCCGCCUGGUCAUUGUCACCUUGAACGGCGCCUCGCCAGGGAACUGUGCCGCCCACAAGCUCUCAGCCUACGACUUCUUACUGCCUCUGCAGAACAAGAUCAUUGCAAGGUGGUGUGGUGUGCCCGUCACAAUUACGCCCCCAGUCAUUAAGCUGACUUCCUCAGGAAACGUGAUGCUGGUGACCUUCUCCUUCAACAGACAGAAGGACAGUGCUAUUUUCAAGGCCUACUUCCAGGCAGUGCCCAAAGCAGGCUGCGGUGGGAGCCUCCCCGUGUGGAAUGGCACAGUGACAUCGCCGUACUACCCCAGCCACUACCCCCCCAACGUGGACUGCACCUGGACUAUAAACGCCCCCCCGCGAGGAUACUUACUGUCCGUGACGGUUGUGGUUUUAGACAUCCAGGACUCCCCCGCCUCGCACCACUGUGACAAGGACUGGCUUGACAUUAAUGGAGUCAGGUUGUGCACCCCUGUGGCGGACAGCAGCCGGAAGAGAGUGUACUCCUCUCCGGUCACCCUGCACUUCCACUCGGACGAGUCCAUCACGCGCAGGGGCUUCUUCAUCCUCUACAGAGCGUUCUCUCGGGACAGCCCCUGUCCCAAGCAGUUCCAGUGCAGCAAUGGCAGAUGUGUCCCUCUGAAGAAGCUGUGCGAUGGGGUGAAAGACUGCACUGAUGGCAGCGACGAGGCGAAAUGUGCAGCCUGUGGCCCGGGAGAGGUGAACUGUGGGAAUGGCCAGUGCAGACCCCAUGUCAGCCUUUGUGGUGGACAGAGCAGCUGUGGAGACAGCAGUGAGGAAGUGGACUGCGCAGGAGACUGCUUCCUGCACUGCCCUAAUGGGAUCUGCAUUCCCCAGUCUUCAGUCUGCGAUGGCAUCGUUGACUGUAAAGAUCGCAGCGAUGAAAUCAACUGCACAAGAGCACUUCACAAAGCCUGCUCCCCGUCCUCCUACAAGUGUCUGAACGGGAGGUGCCUGAGCAAGCUGAACCCCGAGUGCGACGGAGUGAAGGACUGCGCCGACGGCUCGGAUGAGGCCGGCUGUGGGUGCGGCUCCCGGCCGAGGAAGAAGAGCAAGAUCGUGGGGGGCGGGGACGCGCAGACGGGGGAGUGGCCCUGGCAGGUCAGCUUGCAGAUGGGGCGCUACGGGCACGUCUGCGGGGCCUCCGUCAUCUCCAGCCGCUGGCUCCUGUCGGCCGCGCACUGCUUCCAGGACUCCGAAUCUAUCAGGUGGCCCGGCCGUGUUCCUCGCUUCCUUUUCUCCAGCUCGCGCCAAGCGCGAACUGCUCUUGCUUCCCGAAGCGCUGGUGUGAGCCCUGCACGCUCUGCAGUAACCUCCAUGUUCUUGGGGGGCCACUGGAAGAUGGAAGGUUGGUUGUGUCCAGGUCACAUGGCUGUUUUGGGGUUUUUGCGCAGGAAGCAGCGGGCGUCCACUGUACCUACGGAUAAGGAGGAGGAAGCCACCGUCAAGCUGAUUGGCCACAACACCUGCAACAAGCUGUACGAUGACGCUGUGACUCCCAGGAUGCUGUGUGCUGGAAACUUGCACGGAGGGGUGGAUGCAUGCCAGGGAGACUCUGGCGGGCCCCUGGUGUGCCUGGAGAAAGGGCGGAAGUGGUUCCUGGCUGGGAUCGUCAGCUGGGGCGAAGGAUGCGCCCGGCGGAAUCGGCCAGGCGUCUACACGCAAGUGGUCAAGUUUUCCGACUGGAUCCGGAAAGCUAUUCGUCCUGCCCCAGACGAACCCCCGGCGCUCGUGAGCGAGGACAUGGCAGGGCCUCCUCCGCUGGCCAGCUCUUCUACCGUGUGGCCCCGCUCCGGCCCCGGAGCUCAGCAGGUGCUGGCUUGGUACCCGGGAGCUGCUGAGAAAAAGACAAGCCAGGGCGCAAAUAUGGCCCCUUCCUCUUUCCCAGUGGCCACAGACUCGCCCCGGGGUCCCGAGAAGCCUUCCUUGUUCUUGUGCGUGAGCCUGGCGGCGGGUCUUGCUCUGCUGGCGUUCUGCGGGACUGCGGCUGUCACCUGGUUCCUUAUGCGUAUGGCACCUCUGGGCCAGCUGGUCAGACUCACCGUGCACAGCUGCACCAUGGAAGGAGACUGCCGCACAAACUUCAUUGCAGUGUAUGACUCCUUAGCAGCAGGGAGAGCGCAGCUGGUCACCAGGCUGUGCCCGGGGUUUCAGUAUCGCCCCCUGCAGGCGGUUAGUGUUGUCUCAUCUGGCAACGUCAUGCUGGUGGUGCUACAGUCUCAUUCCCAGCUUGGGCACUCCAGUGAAUUGGUGGCUUCAGCACAGUUCCUGGAUGAUGCCCAGAUUUCCUGCCCAUCUAACGCCUUCCAGUGCAAAAACAAGCAGUGCAUCUCCAAACCCAAUGCCACCUGCGAUGACAUCGUGGACUGUCUGGAUUCCAGCGAUGAAGUGGGCUGCGGAGUGACUUCAAAACCUAAUCCUUGGCUGCUCUGGGUCUUAAUUGCUCGGGACUGUAAACACAGACAAAAUAUAACUUUUCCCAGAAGGCAGCGAGACAGGCAUGUGCGGUUAUGCGGGAAUGAAAGAAAGGGCCGCUGGGCGCGAUGGAGCGCUGAGGGCCUGCGGCUCUCUCUCCCCCUCUCUCCCCUGCAGACUGCGGGGUGCGGCCGGGCCUGCGCGGCCGCGUGGUGGGCGGGCAGGGGGCGCGGCCCGGGGAGUGGCCCUGGCAGGCCAGCCUCCACUUCCACCGGCGAGGACACGUCUGCGGGGCGGCGGUCGUGGGCGGGCGCUGGCUCCUGUCCGCCGCCCACUGCUUCCAGGACUCCGCUGCCCUCAGGUUCUCCAGUCCCUGGCUGUGGACGGCGCUCCUGGGCUCUUGCUCCAGGCAGGGGGGGGGCAGGGGCUCUGUCACGCACGGCGGUCAAGCGCAUCCUAACUCACGGCCGGUACGACGCGUCCUCGCUGGACUACGACCUCGCCUUGCUGGAGCUGGCCACGCCGCUGGAGUACAGCGGGACCGUCCGGGCCGUGUGCCUGCCCCCCGCAGCCCACCCGUUCUCUGUGGGGCAGAGCUGCUUCGUCACUGGCUGGGGUUUGCUGGAGGAAGACGGAUCGCUUUCCCUAAUGCUUCAAAAGGCAGAGGUACAGAUCAUUAACCAGACAGUGUGUAACAAAUACCUGGGGAACUCCCUGACAGCCCGAAUGCUGUGUGCUGGAUACCUGACUGGGAGAGUUGAUGCCUGCCAGGGAGAUUCGGGGGGUCCCCUGGUGUGCCAGGCACUGACGGGCCAGUGGUUCCUGGCCGGGGUGGUGAGCUGGGGAGAAGGCUGUGGCCGCUGGCAUCGACCGGGAGUCUACGCCCGCCUGACGGAAUUCCGGGACUGGAUCCAGGAACAGAUGGAAUCUUAGCUUCGUGUGGCACCAGAGUGACUGACGUCCACUGCCCCCACCCCCCCAGCAGAAUAUCUCCACUGCGGCAGGAGAAAAAAAGAUCACCGCUGCCUGCAUUUCAGACAGCCACUCGGCCCCACUUAGACAAGGGCUGUUCGAAAGGCCCGCGGCUCCGAGCUACAGGGCCGCCGCUUCGGAAAGAGCUGCCAUCCGGCUCCUGACUGCCGCCUUGUGCUCUGUGGGAGGGCACCUGGAAAGAUGGCCCCGUAGUGUUAAAAUAAAGAGCUCCUGUUUUUCCAUAUGAUUAAAGAAAAAUAAAGUAU
This is a messenger RNA of Lepisosteus oculatus (spotted gar), 6750 nucleotides long. The record is from RefSeq and is a predicted model, not a curated record. Lineage: Eukaryota; Metazoa; Chordata; Actinopteri; Semionotiformes; Lepisosteidae.